Molecule: messenger RNA, 2540 nt
Organism: Electrophorus electricus (electric eel)
Lineage: Eukaryota; Metazoa; Chordata; Actinopteri; Gymnotiformes; Gymnotidae
Gene: odc1
Product: ornithine decarboxylase 1
Cellular component (GO): cytoplasm
Molecular function (GO): ornithine decarboxylase activity
Source: RefSeq, a predicted model, not a curated record
CGUCGGUAGCUCAAAGCACACAACAAGCCGAAACCGGUUCUCACACGGUAAGGAGGCCGGUUUCAGCUGGUGUGUUGCCGUGGAAACUCCAGAACUAUAUAUGGUUGCCAUCGUCUUGCCGGCUUCAUUCAUCACAGGCUAGUGAGGCUCGAAAUAUACGAUCGAGUAGUGUGCUCGGCUAGCUAGAAUAAAGCCACGGUCUUUCAUUUCCAGGAUUCUGGUCUAAUGGGAAAAGUCUUUGUAAAUGCUUUUUAAGACUACUCGCUUGAGAAAAGCGCACACUGGCUACUCUGCUGGCCCUGGCCUUGAGGCUUAUCUAAAAGGAUUCAACUUCACUGGAGAGCCACCUUGGGUCCUCUGAGCUUUAGCUAUUUGAUCAUUCCAUCUCUUUGUGUCCAAUUUCAUUUGCAACUAAAACUUGAAUUGUGACCAUGAACACAUUCACUCCUACUGACAUUGAUCUUACCUUCCUGGAGGAGGGGUUCUGUGCACGUGAUGUUGUUGAGCAGAUCAUCAAUGCAUCAUCCUUAACCGAUGACAAGGAUGCCUUCUUUGUGGCAGACUUGGGGGAUAUCUUUAAGAAGCACCUGAGAUGGAUGCGUGGCCUGCCUCGGGUUACGCCUUUUUAUGCAGUCAAGUGUAAUGACAGCAGGGCUGUCGUCACGACACUGGCGUCUUUGGGAGCAGGCUUCGACUGCGCAAGCAAGAUGGAGAUCCAGCUGGUGCAGUCUCUGGGAGUAGACCCCAAGAGGAUUAUUUAUGCCAACCCCUGCAAGCAGGUGUCACAGAUCAAGUAUGCUUCUGCUCAUGGGGUGCAAAUGAUGACCUUUGAUAGUGAAGUGGAGCUUAUGAAGGUUUCUCGAAGCCACGACAAUGCAAAACUGGUGCUGCGUAUUGCUACUGAUGAUUCUAAAGCAAUGUGCAGGCUGAGUGUGAAAUUUGGAGCCACGCUGAAGAGCAGCAGGCUGCUUUUGGAGCGGGCAAAGGAGCUGGGCCUGGAUGUCAUUGGGGUCAGCUUUCAUGUGGGCAGCGGGUGCACUGACCCUGAGUCCUAUGCCCAAGCCAUCUCAGAUGCACGCUGUGUCUUUGACAUGGGGGCUGAGGUGGGCUACAACAUGACCCUACUGGAUAUUGGAGGGGGUUUCCCUGGUACUGAGGAGACCAAGCUCAAGUUUGAGGAGAUUACUGCUGUCAUCAACACUGCACUGGAUAAGUACUUUCCUGCAGACUCUGGAGUGAAGAUCAUUGCUGAGCCUGGCCGAUACUAUGUAGCUUCUGCAUACACGCUAGCUGUCAGUAUCAUCGCAAAAAAAGUAAUCAUGAAGGAGCAGUUUGGCUCUGAUGAGGAAGACGAUGAGACCACGGACAGAACCCUAAUGUACUACGUCAACGAUGGUGUUUAUGGUUCUUUCAACUGCAUCCUGUUUGAUCAUGCACAUGUGAUGCCGGUUCUGCAUAAGAAGCCCAAGCCUGACGAGCGCAUGUACCCAUGCAGCAUCUGGGGCCCUACUUGUGAUGGGUUGGAUCGCAUUGUGGAGCAGUGUGCCCUGCCUGACAUGCAGGUGGGAGACUGGAUUCUGUUUGAAAACAUGGGCGCUUAUACUGUGGCUGCCUCCUCCACCUUUAAUGGCUUUCAGAAACCAGACAUCCAUUACGUCAUGUCCCGAGCAGCCUGGCAGCGCAUGCAGCAGAUUCGUGCCCAGGGUAUGCCCGCUCCACCAGGGGAACCAUGUCCCGGCAGUAUGCCAUCCCACUGCAGAAGUGAAAGCUGCCUGGAGCUCCCUGCUAAGCCCUGCGCCCCUCAUGUUCUUUAAGUCUUCACCACACCAGGGAUUUGGUACAGACAGGCGCUGGUCACUUUACUGGCUUGUCAUAUGACUGCACAUGUAAGGUGAUUUGAAGACACAGGUGCCACAGUUGAUGAAUAAGGAUUAAAUGUGCUGGUAGUAACACCCUACUAAAACAUUGUCUGCCCUUACCUGUGCAAACUCCAAGAAUUAUGUAAGACGCACACAAUAACUCACAGUCCUGUGUUUUUUUUUUUGUUUGUUUGUUUUUUGUUUUGUUUUGUUUUUUUUUAAUGUGCUUGCUUACUUUUUAUACUUUGUGGGGAGGGCAGCAGGUGUUUCAAUUUUGUGUGUUGGUUGAAGGUCUACUUCUGUGUCAACUCACUUUUUAAAAUGCCUGCUUUUAAUGUAAAGCUAUUUUAUGAUGAUGCAAAGCUAUUUCAACCACUACCAUAGACCACUUUUUACAGAAUCUCAGAAGGGCAUUUUUUGAGUGGGGAAAAGACUUUGUGAUUUCUUAGAUCUACGCACACACACACUCCCCCUCUCUUGUUCUCAUUUAAUUUCCAAACUGCUUUUUUUUGUUGUUAAUAAUUAUUAAUAAACACAAUAAUGACAUUAUGCAUUUGAAAAUGGAUACAAAAGAGAUGGGAUUGCACUCAUUGCUUUCCUAUGGAAACUUUUAAAAAUAUUUUGUAUUUUUUUUAUAAAUAUAUAUAUAUAUACAUAUAUAAAUAAAAUGGUCAACUCAAA